AUCAGUAUAAAAUCAGCUGUUCUCUCUCUCCAUCCAUUUCACCUGGAUCUUUCUCUACAGAGCGUGUCUACAGAACACACCAUGAAGGUUGUGUUGAGCAUCUUGGUUCUUCUCUACUGCGCAGCACAGGUGCAAUCCCUGACUUGCUCGGUGUGUCCUGCUGGCACUGCUGAUGAAACCACUUGUACGAACACUAAAGUCUGCCAAGUCGGUCAAACCUGUUUCAGAACUUAUACAGUCUCAGGAAGUACCACCACUGUUGAAAAAGGCUGUAAGGAUGCUUGCGUAGAUGCAGUUAACCCACAAACAUCCUGUUGCAGUACGGACAAUUGCAAUCUGCAAUCCCUGACUUGCUUGAUGUGUCCUGCUGGCACUGCUGAUGAAGCCACUUGUACGAACACUAUAGUCUGCCCAUUCGGUCAAACCUGUUUCAGUACUUAUACAGUCUCAGGAAGUACCACCACUGUCGAAAAAGGCUGUAAGGCUGCUUGCGUAGAUGCAGUUAACCCACAAACAUCCUGUUGCAGUACGGACAAAUGCAAUAUGCAAUCCCUGACUUGCUCGGUGUGUCCUGCUGGCACUGCUGAUGAAGCCACUUGUACGAACACUAUAGUCUGCCCAUUCGGUCAAACCUGUUUCAGAACUUAUACAGUCUCAGGAAGUACCACCACUGUCGAAAAAGGCUGUAAGGCUGCUUGCGUAGAUGCAGUUAACCCACAAACAUCCUGUUGCAGUACGGACAAAUGCAAUAUGCAAUCCCUGACUUGCUUGAUGUGUCCUGCUGGCACUGCUGAUGAAGCCACUUGUACGAACACUAUAGUCUGCCCAUUCGGUCAAACCUGUUUCAGUACUUAUACAGUCUCAGGAAGUACCAUCACUGUUGAAAAAGGCUGUAAGGCUGCUUGCGUAGAUGCAGUUAACCCACGAACAUCCUGUUGCAGUACGGACAAAUGCAAUCAGGCACAGUUGAGAUGCUACACCUGUGAUAAAGCGAGUGAUGAGACAACAUGUGCUGUAAACGUCUGUGGCCUCUUAGACGAUACCUGUAAGAACACCUACGAGAAAACUGGAACAGGACCAAGUGCUGCCUACAGUGUGACAAAGACCUGUGCUACCAAAGCGACUUGUACUGAACAAUUGGAUGCAUUUCCUCGAGUGUCAUGCUGCACAAAAGCCAGUUGUAAUGCUCAAUUAGCUUGCUUCACAUGUACGGAUGCAACCGAUGAAAGUUCCUGUGUUGCAAAUCCCUGUGCCUCUGAAACAUUCUGCAAGAGCGACUACAAAGUCAGCAGUACAGGAGUGCCUGCUGUCACUAAGUCCUGUGCAGCUGAUUGCAAAGCUUUUGACAAUACAGCUGAUAAAAACACUAGGACAACUUGCUGCAAAACAGGCUAUUGUAAUGUGCAAUCCCUGACUUGCUUGAUGUGUCCUGCUGGCACUGCUGAUGAAGCCACUUGUACGAACACUAUAGUCUGCCCAUUCGGUCAAACCUGUUUCAGUACUUAUACAGUCUCAGGAAGUACCAUCACUGUUGAAAAAGGCUGUAAGGCUGCUUGCGUAGAUGCAGUUAACCCACGAACAUCCUGUUGCAGUACGGACAAAUGCAAUCAGGCACAGUUGAGAUGCUACACCUGUGAUAAAGCGAGUGAUGAGACAACAUGUGCUGUAAACGUCUGUGGCCUCUUAGACGAUACCUGUAAGAACACCUACGAGAAAACUGGAACAGGACCAAGUGCUGCCUACAGUGUGACAAAGACCUGUGCUACCAAAGCGACUUGUACUGAACAAUUGGAUGCAUUUCCUCGAGUGUCAUGCUGCACAAAAGCCAGUUGUAAUGGUCUAUUGGCUUGCUUCACAUGUACGGAUGCAACCGAUGAAAGUUCCUGUGUUGCAAGUCCCUGUGCCUCUGGAACAUUCUGCAAGAGCGACUACAAACUCAGCAGUACAGGAGUGCCUGCUGUCACUAAGUCCUGUGCAGCUGAUUGCAAAGCUGUUGACAAUACAGCUGAUAAAAACACUAGGACAACUUGCUGCAAAACAGGCUAUUGUAAUGAAAACGCUUUGAGUUGCAACACUUGUAGUAAUCAAGCUGACGAGUCUAAAUGCGUAGCAACAGCCUGCCCUGGAAAUGAAAAGAUAUGUCAAAGCAGUUACACCCUGACUGCACCAGGUGGCCAAGUAACAAAGACAUGUGCUGCAGCUGGGUGUAUACCAUCCGACACUGUGAAGUGCUGUGGUACAUCUCAGUGUAACGUGGAUGCUUUGCUAUGUUAUACCUGUGACAAACAGAGUGUCGAAACAGCUUGUACAGCUAUAACAGCCUGCGGACCGGCUUCUGGAAAAUGUUCAUCUGUUUAUGAAACAGCUGCAGAUGGUACAAUCACUGUCACAAAGAGCUGUGAGGCAUCUCGUGGAGCCUGUGUAACCGGGACAUUUGGCAACAAGCGGACAGCAUGCUGCGAUACGGACCUCUGUAAUGUGGAAUCCCUGACUUGCUUUGUAUGUCCUGCUGGCACUGCUGAUGAAGCCACUUGUACGAACACUAAAGUCUGCCAAGUCGGUCAAACCUGUUUCAGUACUUAUACAGGAUCAGGAAGUUCCAUCACUGUUGAAAAAGGCUGUAAGGCUGCUUGCGCAGAGGCAGUUAACCCACGAACAUCCUGUUGCAGUACGGACAAAUGCAAUCAGGCACAGUUGAGAUGCUACACCUGUGAUAAAGCGAAUGAUGAGACAACAUGUGCUGUAAACGUCUGUGGCCUCUUAGACGAUACCUGUAAGAAUACCUACGAGAAAACUGGAACAGGACCAAACACUGCCUACAGUGUGACAAAGACCUGUGCUACCAAAGCGACUUGUACUCAACAAAUGGAUGCGUUUCCUCGAGUAUCAUGCUGCACACAAGCCAGUUGUAAUGGUCAGUUAGCUUGCUUCACAUGUACGGAUGCAACCGAUGAAAGUUCCUGUGUUGCAAAUCCCUGUGCCUCUGAAACAUUCUGCAAGAGCGACUACAAAGUCAUCAGUACAGGAGUGCCUGCUGUCACUAAGUCCUGUGCAGCUGAUUGCAAAGCUUUUGACAAUACAGCUGAUAAAAACACUAGGACAACUUGCUGCAAAACAGGCUAUUGUAAUGUGGAAUCCCUGACUUGCUUUGUAUGUCCUGCUGGCACUGCUGAUGAAGCCACUUGUACGAGCACUAAAGUCUGCCAAGUCGGUCAAACCUGUUUCAGUACUUAUACAGGAUCAGGAAGUUCCAUCACUGUUGAAAAAGGCUGUAAGGCUGCUUGCGCAGAUGCAGUUAACCCACGAACAUCCUGUUGCAGUACGGACAAAUGCAAUCAGGCACAGUUGAGAUGCUACACCUGUGAUAAAGCGAAUGAUGAGACAACAUGUGCUGUAAACGUCUGUGGCCUCUUAGACGAUACCUGUAAGAAUACCUACGAGAAAACUGGAACAGGACCAAGUGCUGCCUACAGUGUGACAAAGACCUGUGCUACCAAAGCGACUUGUACUCAACAAUUGGAUGCAUUUCCUCGAGUGUCAUGCUGCACAAAAGCCAGUUGUAAUGGUCUAUUGGCUUGCUUCACAUGUACGGAUGCAACCGAUGAAAGUUCCUGCGUUGCAAGUCCCUGUGCCUCUGAAAUAUUCUGCAAGAGCGACUACAAACUCAGCAGUACAGGAGUGCCUGCUGUCACUAAGUCCUGUGCAGCUGAUUGCAAAGCUGUUGACAAUACAGCUGAUAAAAACACUAGGACAACUUGCUGCAAAACAGGCUAUUGUAAUGAAAACGCUUUGAGUUGCAACACUUGUAGUAAUCAAGCUGACGAGUCUAAAUGCGUAGCAACAGCCUGCCCUGGAAAUGAAAAGAUAUGUCAAAGCAGUUACACCCUGACUGCACCAGGUGGCCAAGUAACAAAGACAUGUGCUGCAGCUGGGACGUGUACACCCUCCGACACUGUGAAGUGCUGUGGUACAUCUCAGUGUAACGUGGAUGCCUUGCUAUGUUAUACCUGUGACAAACAGAGUGUCGAAACAGCUUGUACAGCUAUAACAGCCUGCGGACCGGCUUCUGGAAAAUGUUCAUCUGUUUAUGAAACAGCUGCAGAUGGUACAAUCACUGUCACAAAGGGCUGUGAGGCGUCUCGUGGGGCCUGUGUAACCGGGACAGUUGGCAACAAGCGGACAGCAUGCUGCGAUACGGACCUCUGUAAUGUGCCCAAAUUGAGUUGUCUAACCUGUAGUGCAACUGCAGAUGAAACCGUCUGCACAAGCAAGGCUUGUGACGUGACAGACACAGUCUGUGACAGCGUCUACGACAUCUCAAAAACGCCCCCAACUGUUGUAAAGAAAUGUGCGGCGGCCUGCUCAGCCAAAACCGCAACCACUGAGACCAAGUGUUGCUCAACGUCGGACUGUAACGUGCAAGUCAAAAAAUGUUACACUUGCAACAAAAGUAAGUCCGAAUUUGACUGCACUAACUUAAUGACCUGCGGAGUCGGCGUCACCUCCUGUUUUUCCUUUUACGACACAACUGUAGCAGGAACGACCGUCACAAAGGGCUGUGACAGAACCUGUGCCAUUCUUGACGAUCUGUCAAAGAGGAGAACAUGCUGCACUACAGACCUGUGCAAUGAGCCUAAACUGAGUUGCUAUACCUGUUCUGGACUGGCAGAUGAAAAGCAGUGUACCACGGUCACAGCAUGCAGUGCAACAAACAAAUUUUGCAAGACCGUUCGCGGGAGCAUUGCAGGAAAAACUGUUGCUGUCAUAAAGACCUGUGAGGACACAUGCACAGCAUCGACCUCAGUCCUCCAAACUGUAGAAUGCUGCCAGACUGGCCUGUGUAACCAAUACAAAGAAAGGGGCGUCAACGGGUCCCCGUCCACCCGAGCCAGCUAUCUCCUUCUGACCCUGCCAGUUGGUCUACUCACCGCGCUGCUGAAACAAACACUCUGAGAAGAUUCUAGAGAGAAUUACAUUAACCAGGACUCUGAAUGCAAUGAAUUGGUUGACAAUACAAUGAGUCAUUCAGGUAGUGAAAGAUACACACACACAAAUAAUAAAAACCUGGGUAGCUCCUUCAGUGCCGGAGCACGUAUUACACGGUACUCACUUAGGUGUUAUGGGCUAUAUAUAGUUUAGUUUAAAGGGAAGUAAGGUAACUUUGCAAAUAAUUAUUUAGGUGGGUUGCAAUCGCAGUAAGUGGCAACAGGGCUUAGUUUCCUGUGUUUCAGUGUACCCAGCCUUGUCAUUAGCCCCCCUUUCAUUGGGAUGGGAGUCAUUUGUUUGUUUUUAAUUCAAUUGAGGAUGUUCUGUUGUCGAGUUACAUUUCAGAUAUCUGCCUACCAUGAAUUAAAAUAAAAUAAACCAAAUGAUCUUAAACAUUAGAAAAGACGGAGCUGUGAUGGUAUUAUUGCUUGGUAUUGUGAAUAUGCUGUUUCAGCAUAAUUUGAGAUUGAUGUUUAGAUGAUAUAGAACCUGUAGGAAUGAGACUGCCAAUGUUCAAAGCCAAAUGAAGUUUAAAAGGAAGACUACACCUAGUUGAAUUUUCUUGGGUCUUGAAUGGAAGAAACAUCUCCUCUGUGACCUGUCUGAAAAAGCAUUACCAGUUAAAAAGGUAAACUGGUUCAUUACUAUUUUAAACUGUAAGUUAGGUUACUACCAAUAAUUGUGAUAUUUCUGUAUCUUGAAUAACCAAGUAAUGUAAUGGAUACAAUCAUCUGUCAAGAAUAAUCAAUAUUAUUAAUCAAUAAACCAUGUAAUUCAAAUAAUUAUAUUCAAAUCAUUAUAUUAAGUAGAAUUGUCUGUUUCAUUAUCAUAAAGAUAGCACAAUUCCCUCCCUACAGUUUUAAAAACACAUUAUUAAAACGUAAAACUAUUUUUAGUGGCAUAAAAUCCUUGGCAUUGGACCCUUAUUAACCCUUUAAGGACCAUCAUACUGAAGUGUCUUUCUGGGCCUGUGAUCAGGUAAACAUGACAAACACACUGCAAUUUAUUGCUGGGCCAUCAUACUUUGCCGUAUAGGUUGGAAACGCAGAUCAUUGCAUAGGGGAGAAAUUGAAAAUGAUAAUAAUGAAAUGAAGAACAAUUUUAUUUAGAAAUAUUUAUUUGGAGAAAAUAAUUGAGUAGUGCGCAUUAUUGCUCAUAAAAAUCCUGUGAAUAAAUGCUUUUUUUCAUGGCA
Acipenser ruthenus (sterlet) is the source of this 6178-nucleotide messenger RNA. Its product is annotated as prestalk protein-like. The record is from RefSeq and is a predicted model, not a curated record. Lineage: Eukaryota; Metazoa; Chordata; Actinopteri; Acipenseriformes; Acipenseridae. The transcript has 45 exons. The coding region runs from base 82 to 4953 and encodes 1623 amino acids.